Messenger RNA from Candidula unifasciata, 1035 nucleotides. NCBI's taxonomy places the organism in Eukaryota, Metazoa, Mollusca, Gastropoda, Stylommatophora, Geomitridae. The record is from the annotation of a GenBank genome assembly.
AUGUCAGCAAACAUGACAGUGCUACCGUCACGGACAGCCGAAAUGACACCUGCCCUAUUUCUCAGCUGGGAACUAACUUACCUCAUCAGUCGUAUGUGUUUUUAUGUAGUCUAUCCUUGCUUCGGCCUGAUAGGGAUAUUGGGGAAUGUCACCAACAUUGUCAUUCUGACCCGACAGGGAUUCCGAAAAUGUUCCAAUAUACUUCUCUGGUCUUUGGCUGUCUCCGAUUGUCUGUUUUUGAUUGGCAUCAACAACGUUCCAGGUCAUAUAUACACAGAAUAUAAGGGAUUCAGAUUCUCCGAAACUCUUAAUUUCGCAUGUUUCGUAUUGUACAUACUUUUCAUAUGUGUUAGCGACAUAGGAUUAUUCGCAUCUGUGAUCAUUCCUGUUCUAAUAACAGGUGAACGUAUAUUAGCCAUAUUUGUUCCGUUCCAAGCGAAUUUGAUCUUAACUCCACGAAGAAUGGUCAUUGUUUUGUCUUGUCUCUACCUAGUAGAUGGGAUAUUGUUUACAUACAAUGUGAUACUAAGCGACCAACUAAAGAAUUUUCUCGUAAAUGGUGUUACUGUCGGCGUUAUUGUCGACAGUGAUAUGCGGAUAAUCCACGACAGAAGCGGAGUGAAGCGGCUGAUCGACCAUAUUUCGAAUUACGUAACAGGUGUCAUACCAAUCAGUCUAGUCACCGUGGGAUGUGUUGUUAUUGGACUCAGGAUUGUACAAAUCACCAACAGGCGUCGAAAGCUUACCUCUAAACUGGCCAAGGCCAGCACUAAACUCGGCAUCACCAAAACAACAAAGACAUUACUGAAGAUUUGUCUCCUGUAUACUGUAUGUUAUGGUUCUUCCUUUAUUGGUGUUUAUGUUAGUCAGAGUAAACUACUGGAGCAACAGUUACCUACACGGAUGAUAAUUUUUCCCUUUCAGCAGAUUGUACUUUGUCUAAACUGCGUUGGAAAUUUUCUGAUUUACUUGGAUUCUCGAAACGGAUUCAGGAAGUUAAUAAUCGUCUGCAGGAAAAUAAAAACAUCGAGAUAG